This is a messenger RNA of Vicia villosa (hairy vetch), 3240 nucleotides long. RefSeq lists its product as uncharacterized. The transcript is spliced from 5 exons. NCBI's taxonomy places the organism in Eukaryota, Viridiplantae, Streptophyta, Magnoliopsida, Fabales, Fabaceae. The record is from RefSeq and is a predicted model, not a curated record. The coding region runs from base 1 to 3240 and encodes 1079 amino acids.
AUGUCUAUAAAUGAUAGGUCUAAAAAGAAGAACAAGAGAAUUUCAUUUCUAUCCAACACUAAAGAGGAUGAAGAUAAAGGUGAAAGAGAAGAAAGUUUAUCAUAUGUCAUAGCUCUUGUUGGAAGAAAGUUCAAAAAAGCCUUGAAGAAGCUGACAGAAAAUGGAGGACAAAUGUCCAAAACAACAUGUCAGACAUUGGUUCCCAGCGCAAGAGCAAAGAUGAAGACAAUAAAUAGAAAAGCAUUAUCAAUAACUUGGUCUGAUUCUAAUGAUGAGAGUGAAGGAGAAACUGCUAACAAGGUGAUGGUCUUUAUUGGGAAGUAUGAAUCUAGGAGUGAGUCUAGUGAUGAAGAUAUCACUGAGGAAUAUUUAGUUGCAAUAUACAGAAUCUUAUACACCAAGUUGGAGGAAGCUUUCAUAGCAGGAGAGAAACUGAAGAAAACUAUAAGUGAUCUCCUUCAAGAAAAAGAGAAACUUGUUUCAACCAUCACAAGUCUGGAAGAGGAAGAGUGGAAGGACUUAAAGGUGUAUGGGAGAGGUGAUUUUGUGUUGAAGGAAAAGCUUCGUCUCCUUAAAGGAAGGCUUAGAUGGUGGAAUUAUGAAGUUUUUGGUAGAAUUGAAUUAGAUGUAGAAGAAGGGGCUAGAGAUAUUAAUUUGGGUGAUGAUAGAUUGGAAGUGGGUGGGAGUGAUCUUCAUGAGGAGGCUUUAAAGGAUAGGAAGGAGGCUACUAGUCGGUUUUGGUCAAAUUUGAGGAUUAAAGAGAAUAUGCUAGUUCAAAAAGCUCGUUUGAAGUGGCUCAAGGAAGGUGAUUCUAAUAGCGGUUUCUUCCACAAAGUCAUGAGAGAAAAGAGGAGAUUCAAUCACAUUGGUCCUAUCACUUCUUCGGGGGGUCUUUUGGAAUCGGUUGAAGAAGUUAAGGAGGAGGUGGCGCGUCACUUCACGAGCAAAUUUACGGAUGGGGAAGGGGUUUCUCCUUCAUUAGAAGGGAUCCAUUUUGAGAGCCUUAGUAAUGUUGAUAAGGUGAGGCUUGAGAGACCGUUUUUCGAAGAGGAGGUUUUGGAGGCGAUUUCGGAGUGUGGAGCAUCCAAAAGUCCGGGUCCGGACGGUUUCUCUUUUCUUUUUAUAAAGAGGUGUUGGUCUUUUUUAAAAGAUGAUUUUAUGAGAUUCUUGGAUCACUUUUAUGUUGGCGGUGAAUUGUCCAAAGCGGUUACGUCCUCCUUCUUGGCUUUGGUCCCGAAAUCAACUAAUCCUUUAGGAUUGGAUGAUUAUAGACCCAUUUGCUUGGUGGGUUGCAUGUACAAAUUGGUGGCUAAGUUGUUGGCGGGGAGAUUGAAACUUGUGUUAAACUCCAUUAUUUCCAAGUGUCAAAGCGCUUUCGUUCCGGGAAGGCAAUUACUCGAUGGAGUUGUGGUGGCAAAUGAAGUGGUUGACUUCGCUAGGAAAGAAGGUACUUCUUGUCUUCUUUUUAAAGUAGAUUUUGAAAAAGCUUACGAUAAGGUUUCUUGGAAUUUCUUACGUUUCUUGUUGGUUAAAAUGGGCUUUGGUAUUAAAUGGCGUAAAUGGAUGGAAUUGUUGGUUUUUAAAAGUGACAUGUCGGUGGUGGUUAAUGGAAGUCCUACGAGGGAAUUUGUUGUCAAAAGAGGUUUGAGACAAGGUGAUCCUUUAUCGCCAUUUCUUUUUGUUAUUGUGGCGGAAGCUCUUACUAGGUUGGUUCAUAGAUCCAUCUCUAUUGGUGAGUAUGAGAAUCUAGUGGUUAGGCGGAGUUGUAAGGUGGACAUCCUUCAAUUUGCGGAUGACACGCUAUUGAUCGAUGAAGGUUCUUGGAAGCAUGUUAAGGCUCUAAAGAUUGUUUUAAGGGCUUUUGAGUUAGUUUCGGGUCUUGGUAUUAAUUUCCACAAAAGUAAAUUAAUUGGGAUUAAUGUGUCACCAUUCUUUUUGGAAGCCGCAUCGUAUUACCUCUCUUGUAAGAUUGAAGAUAGUAAUUUCUAUUUUCUCGGUAUCCCAAUUGGUUUUAAUCCUAGGAAGGAAGCUACUUGGUUACCUCUUUUGAUGCCGGUUAAAGUGGUUCGAGAAUUCACUAAGUUGCAAAGUUUGGCAAUUAAGGAUAUUAAUGACUUUAAUUUGGCUCUUCUUAACAAGUGGAGAUGGAGGAUAGUUCAAGGGGGUGGGUGUUUGUGGUAUGAGAUUUUGAAGGCCCGGUAUAGCGAUCUAAGCAUGCAUGUUAUUUGUGGAGGUGAGGUUUCAAAUCUUUCUUCUUUCUCUUUUUGGUGGCAAGACUUGUUAAAGGUGGGUUUUCUCUCACCUUUUGAAAAAGACCCUUUUAUUUCAAAUUGUCUUUUUUAUGUUGGAAAUGGUUUUUCUACACCAUUUUGGGAAGCUUGUUGGUUAAAUAAUGUUUGUUUGAUGGAGGCUUUUCCGGAGCUUUAUGGGUUGUCUUCGUUGAAGAAAGUGUUCGUAGCGGCGAUGGGUGGGUGGUGGGAGGGGGAGUGGAGGUGGGGAGAUCUUGGAAUACCGGAGGGAGCGGCGUUGGAAGCGGGUUUACUUGUCAAGCUUUUAGAUUUACAUGCUCUUUUGGAGUCACACGGUGGUUUACAUGACGAGAAGGAUACCGUUGCUUGGCUUCUUGAUACGGUUAAAGGGUUUUCGGUAGCUUCAUGUUACCAUCGGUAUACUAUUUUGCGCACUCCUUUUGGUCCUCAAAAUAGGAAUGAUGUGGUUUUGGAAAAAGUGUGGAAGAUGGAGGUCCCUUUCAAGAUCAAAGCUUUUGCUUGGAGGCUUUUUGUGAAUAGACUUCCCACUAAGGACCUUUUAAUGUAUAGAGGUAUUAAGUUCUCUUCUUCUAAUUUGAAUUGUUUUUUUUGUGAUAGGCAAUUGGAAAAUAGAGACCAUUUAUUCUUCAAUUGUGAUGUUAGUAAGGUUGUUUGGAAUGAAAUUGCUUUGUGGGUGGAUUUACCGGGUUGGAAAGGGGAAGAUUGUAUUCCGUUUUUUGUGGAAUGGUUUUCCAUGGGCCAUGUAAAAAAUAUCAAAGGUGGCAAAUUGGGGGUGUUGUGGCUUGCUACUUGUUGGAUCAUUUGGUUGACAAGGAAUGGCUUGUGCUUUAGGAAUGACUCUUGGAAUAUUAACAAUAUUGUGUGGAAUAUCAAAAUUUUGGUAUGGAGGUGGUCGGCGUUCGGCGAUAUUGCUUAUCCCAAUUGUAGCUUUUACGAUUUUAGCAAAGACCCUUUGUCUUUUAUGUCGUAA